Acaulospora colombiana is the source of this 507-nucleotide messenger RNA. Lineage: Eukaryota; Fungi; Glomeromycota; Glomeromycetes; Diversisporales; Acaulosporaceae. The record is from the annotation of a GenBank genome assembly.
AUGUCAAGCCAGAGCUCGUUUGUAAGUCUUCCAAACUCUAAUCCAUUCAUUUGGCUCAACGAACCCGCGAUAGAUGACGACAAUAAAAGUGAAGCAUCAGAAGCAUCGGAGUCUACAGCGAAUUCCUUGGAGAGAGAGGAUCCAAUGCGAGAUUAUUUGAAGGAGCAAAAGAAACUUAAGCCAAAGAAGAAAAAACACGCCGAUGAGACCCCUGAAGAACGCAGAGCAAGAAAGGAGCGAAAAAAAGCAAAAAGAAUAGCAAAGGAGGGUCGUGGCCAUCGGGCUGAAAUCACGGACCGUGGCCAUUAUUCAAGUCGACCAGAAAGAGGAACAAGGCGUUCUGCUUCCCCCCCAUAUCACCGCUCAGAUAAUAGACGUUCAAGAGAACGAUCACCAGUCACGUCAAAUCGCGACUCGCGUAGACGCCGUUCUAGAUCACCUUAUCGAGAGGAACGUGGUGCUCGUCCUUCCAAAGUGGAUGAUCAGUCGAGACAUCAUCGAGACUGA